This is a messenger RNA of Drosophila mojavensis, 863 nucleotides long. RefSeq lists its product as uncharacterized. The coding region runs from base 220 to 744 and encodes 174 amino acids. The record is from RefSeq and is a predicted model, not a curated record. The transcript has 3 exons. Lineage: Eukaryota; Metazoa; Arthropoda; Insecta; Diptera; Drosophilidae.
AAAAAAUAAAAAUAAAAUUUUUUUUCUAUUUAUGUAGCUGAUUAUGUAAUUAUUUUUCAAUUAUUAUCCAAUUUUGCAAUGUCUUUGAUAGGUUUCAAUUUGAGCAGCCCUAAUAUAGAAAUAAUUACAAAUGAGUAAGCGCUUGUUAUUGACUUGCUUCACUUAUCACUCAUUAGUUGAAAACGCGUCGUCAAAUCGUUCAGUUUAAGCCUAGCAACUAUGUCCAUAUAUUACUGGCUCAUUAUAGUUACAUUGGCCACGCCCACUUGGAGUGAACAUACUCGAGUCAAGUCAAUAGAAUGCCAUUCGUUCGAUCCCGAAAACAUUCACAUCAGAAGCUGUAUUCUAAAGCCGGUUGGGCGUGGUGUUAAAGAUGUUUAUGUGGUUAUCAAACUACCAAAGGAGCCAGUAACCAAUGCUACGGUUCGUCUGGAGUUGAAGCAUCGCGGCUAUGACAAGCCCGUUUUAUAUUCAUUCACCGUGGAUGCGUGCCGAUUCAUGAGUGCCAGCAAUCGUAAUAUCCUCGCGAACGCUUUCUAUAAAUUUCUCAAAUUUGACGUUUACACCAACUUGAAUCAUUCGUGUCCGUUCACUGGCGAAUUAAUCAUCGAUCAUUUACGCUUCGAUAAGAAUUUCAAUUUUCCAGUACGCAUGUCCUUGGGCAAUUAUAAACUAAUGAGCUAUUGGUAUACAUAUAAUGUCCUGCGCAUUACCAUCCAAUUGAACUUUGAGAUCACAGCUUAAGAUAUUGCAUGACUAUAAUGGAUUACGAAAAUGGAUCAUAUAUAUACUUAUAUAUCGAUAUCUUUCUAACUAUAACUGUUUCUGGCUUGAAUAUAAAAAAUAUAUUGUUUCUUGAUAAA